Molecule: messenger RNA, 1313 nt
Organism: Aphanomyces astaci
Lineage: Eukaryota; Oomycota; Saprolegniomycetes; Saprolegniales; Verrucalvaceae
Exons: 2
Coding region: 60-863 (267 amino acids)
Source: RefSeq, a predicted model, not a curated record
GCAACUACCAACAUUUCACAACUCACUGUCAGUACGAACUUCUAGCGCGUGUGGUUGCGAUGAAACGCUCGUUCACCGCAGUUGUGACGCUGGCGCUUCUUGCGUCCUUCUGCGCAUGGUCAACGCUGGCAUUGAAUGUCAAGCUGUCUGGGGUCAACUACAACCCACGCAAAGGCGCAGACUGGGAGCCUUGGGAGCUCAAGUGCAAGUCGGCCGAGGAAGUGGAACUGGACAUGCGGGCCAUUUCACUCAUCACGGACAACAUCCGGCUAUACAGCAUGAACGACUGCAACCAAGUGGAGCUCGUGAUGCCGUUGGCCAAAGCGGCCGGGCUCAAAGUGUGGCUGGGUAUGUGGGUCGACCAGCACAACACAACGUUCUUUGCCGAACGGGAUACCCUGAAGGCCCUGAUUAAAAAAGGCGUGAUUGACUCGUCCGUGACGGGGCUCCACGUGGGCAGCGAAGCGAUCUAUCGCAACGACGUAACAGUGUGGCAAGCCAUCGACUACUUUUGGGAAAUCAAAAACAUCAUCGUUAACGCCAACUUGUUGAUCCCUGUGACGAUUGCUGACGUCGGUGACGUCUACGCUGGCCACCCCGAGUUGUUUCACGUGGUGGACGUGGUGUCGGCCAACUCGUUUCCUUUUUGGGAAAAUAGAUCUAUCGACGAGUGCAUCACGUACUUUUACAGGCGCAUGGGCAAUGUUAUCGGCAUGGCUCGUGUGUUCAACAAGCAGAUCAUCAUCGGCGAGACGGGGUGGGCCACUGCCGGCUGGGCUUAUCGCGCCGGCGUUGCUAGCCCCGAGAAUGCCGCCGUACGUUUUAGAAUCCGCAUACCAUACUAUAUUUGUUGUUUACUUUGAUUACACCAUUUGGCUCACUUGGUGGAAUUUGUAUGUAGCUGUGGCUGAAUGACUUUCAUGUGUUCGCGCAAGAAUUUGGCUGGCCGUACUAUUACUACGUGGCGUUUGAUACAACCUGGCGACACAACGCCAACACCAACAUCACCGAACCCGAAGUUGAGAGCUACUUUGGCUUGUUUGAUGACAACCGCAACCUGAAACCGGCGUACGCAAACUUGAACAUCAAAAAGCGCAAGCAGUAUGGGUACCCCCCCAUCCCAACGCGACCCGACGUGCCCACGCCGACGGAAUCGACGUGGGAUGUCGUGCAAAAUGUGUUUGCCGCCGUUUUUACCGCCGUUGAAGGGUUGUGGUAAACAAUGACAUGUUAGCAACGACCAAGCAAAGCGACGAUUUAUAGACGAAGAUCAAUGCAAAAUUAUGUACUUGAAGUAAUGUGUGUUGUUUUUG